This is a messenger RNA of Dalotia coriaria, 449 nucleotides long. RefSeq names its product histone H4. Gene Ontology annotation, cellular component: nucleosome. NCBI's taxonomy places the organism in Eukaryota, Metazoa, Arthropoda, Insecta, Coleoptera, Staphylinidae. The transcript has a single exon. Bases 60 to 371 code for a protein of 103 amino acids. Gene Ontology annotation, biological process: nucleosome assembly. The record is from RefSeq and is a predicted model, not a curated record. Gene Ontology annotation, molecular function: protein heterodimerization activity; DNA binding; structural constituent of chromatin.
CUCAUCUACGCGCGCGUAGCGUACACAUCGUGUUCGAGUUUUUCCAACCUCAAAUCAACAUGACUGGUCGCGGCAAGGGAGGCAAAGGGCUGGGAAAAGGUGGCGCCAAGCGUCAUCGCAAAGUUCUCCGUGACAACAUCCAGGGCAUCACCAAGCCAGCAAUUCGUCGUCUCGCCCGCCGUGGUGGUGUGAAACGUAUUUCUGGCCUCAUCUACGAAGAAACUCGUGGCGUGCUAAAGGUAUUCCUAGAGAAUGUCAUCCGUGACGCUGUCACGUACACCGAACACGCCAAGCGGAAGACCGUCACCGCCAUGGAUGUCGUCUACGCACUGAAAAGGCAAGGCCGCACGCUGUACGGUUUCGGCGGUUAAACGCGCCCGUUUCGUUCAGUUUUACCCGUUGACGAUGCAACCAAUGACAAAAAAAACCGGUUCUUUUCAGAACCACAA